Messenger RNA from Dioszegia hungarica, 1101 nucleotides. RefSeq names its product P-loop containing nucleoside triphosphate hydrolase protein. Lineage: Eukaryota; Fungi; Basidiomycota; Tremellomycetes; Tremellales; Bulleribasidiaceae. The transcript is spliced from 3 exons. The record is from RefSeq and is a predicted model, not a curated record. The annotation marks the transcript as partial.
CUUCACGUCACCAAUCAAAAGCAUCUCAGACGAGUCACCGCAGAUUUGAACAUGGCAUGCCAUUGGUUCAGCUCGCCAGACAUCGAUGCAGGUACGACGCUCGAGCAAGCCAGGGCCCGUGUUGAAGUGCUCGAAACUCUCAACACCGACGUGAGCUGCGCCCGGCCGGGAGAUCGCGCUAGGCUGGACGAAGCCGUCGACAGCCUCGAGGAAGCCACAAACUCGACCGAGUGGAGGGAGUGGAACACCAAUUCCGUCUCCGUGCCGUUCGACGUCACUCGGCUCAAGUACCCUAUCCGGAAAGCAUGGUCCGACAGCCCCAGCGAGCCUAAUGCGCUUGACGGCAUGUCUAUCACCAUGCUACGCGUGGCAAAUCAGCGCGGAGUGACGGCGGCGGAUAUUGCGGCGCAGGGGAAGCAGGAUCGGGAGGCGAGAGCUUUGGCGCUGGCGGAUGAGCGGUCGAGGCAGUUGGCCAAGCGCAGGCAGGCGGUAGCGUCCGGAGGACGGAAGGACGAUGAUGCCUCGCUGGCGGAUGAUCUACCUCGAUCGGCCCCUGGGGGCGUCCGGCCUCUGCCGGACUCGAUCCAGGUCACGGCCAGAUCCUCUAAGGUCGAUUUUGUGCUGCACGAGAUCCUCAAGUCGGACCCGGCCGAUAAAUUCAUCAUUUUCGCCGAGGGAAAUGACUAUGGGCACUUAAGCGAGGCUCUGCUCUUGAUGGAGAUCCGCACGUGCUAUCUCGUCGCUGAAGUCUCGGACAAAGAGCGCGACCAAGCGUUGAUCGACUUUAAGCUGCCUGAAGUGCGUGUUUGUGUCAUGGGUCUAGGAUUGGGUGCUCGUGGGCUCAAUCUUACUGAGGCCAACCGAGUGAUCUUCCUUCGACCGCUUUGGAGUUCACACGUCUUUAGCCAAGCCAUCGCACGAUGUCAUCGACUCGGCCAGACUCGUUCCAGUGUAGUCCAGAUCCUUGUCGCCGAGGACACGAUCAAGGAGGGAGCUGCGACUCGCCACGAGGGCAAGCUGUCUGAGAUGGAUCAAGCGGCUUGGAAUCGAGCUCUGAUCGAGGUACCUCAUCCCUGCUUAGCGAGAUCGAGUAGGAGCUGA